AUGAUCUCUGAAGCUAGCUCUUCGAGAGCAAAGGUCAUAGAUCAGGUUAUUGGGAUGGAUUUUCCGGAGGAAUCCGUGAUAAAAGCUGUACAAGAUCAUGGAGAAGAAAAUGUAGACGAGAUAUUUGCGAAGAUGAGCUCUGAAGCUAGUUCUUCGAGAGCUAAGGUCAUUGAUCAGUUUAUUGGGAUGGGUUUUCCGGAGGAAUCGGUGAUAAAAGCUGUACAAGAUCAUGGAGAAGAGAAUAUAGACGAGAUAACGAACACCCUUCUGAAUUAUGCAGUGAUUACUGUUUUGCAGGAGGCAGAGAGCACCAACAACAACAGCAACUUAUCAGAUAAUAAUGGUGACUCAAAUCAUUACUCAGGUCUAUCAUCUUCAGAUGAAGAGAAUGAAAUAAACUACCCCCACGAAGAAGGUAGAUUGCAAGCAUUGAUAAAAAUGGGCUAUCCAAGGGAAGAGGCUUCUAUAGCUAUAGAGAGAUGUGGAGAAAAUGCAGGUGUUGCAGAGGUCGUUGACUUCAUCUUUGCUGCUCAGAUGGCACGUGAGUUCGAUGAGUUUUAUGCAGAACCUUAUGAGCCAAUAAUCAACAGCAACAAGAGGCGAGCAUGCAGUGAGCCACCGACAAGAAGGAGAAUCCCGAACACUGCCAUGGCCAGUGAUGAAGAGUUAAUCCGUCUACCAAAUCCAAUGAUCGGGUUUGGUGUACCUAACGAACCUGGACUUAUGACGCAGAGACCAGUCCCACUUCCAGAUGUUGCUCGAGGUCCACCUUACUUCUAUUAUGAAAACGUUGCUAUAGCGCCUAAAGGAGUUUGGGCCAAGAUCUCCAGCAAAUUGUAUGGUAUCAAGCCCGAGUUUGUGGAUUCUCAGUAUUUCUGUGCAGCUGCAAGAAAAAGAGGCUACAUCCAUAAAGCUCUGCCUUGGGCUGAGAGAUGGUGGCCUAGUUGGGAUGAUAGAAAACUGAACUGUCUGCAGACUUGCGUUGCUAGUGCUCAAAUGACAAAUAAAAUACGGAAAGUUCUAGAGAAAGAUGAUAAGAAUCUGUUUGUGCAGAAAGAGAUCAUUGAACAAUGCAAGAGAUGGAAUCUGGUUUGGGUUGGAAAGAACAAGGUUGCCCCACUUGAACCAGAUGAGAUAGAAAAGCUUCUAGGAUUCCCAAAAGAUCAUACUAGAGGAGGUGGUAUUACUAAAACUGAUAGGUACAAGUCUCUGGGAAACUCAUUCCAGGUGGAUACUGUUGCCUAUCACUUGUCUGUGCUUAAACACUUGUUCCCAAAAGGAAUAAAGGUUCUGUCACUCUUCUCGGGCAUAGGUGGUGGAGAAGUGGCACUUCGACGUCUGCAGAUUCCAAUGAAAGUGAUUGUCUCUGUUGAGAUUUCAGAGGUCAACAGAAACAUCUUGCGGAGUUUUUGGGAGGAGACGAAACAAAUGGGCGAUGUUCUGAUAGAGUUUAAAGAUGUUCAAGCAUUAGACGACCAUAAGAUUGAGGAACUUAUGGAUCAUUAUGGAGGAUUUGAUCUGGUUAUAGGAGGUAGUCCUUGUAACAAUCUCGCAGGAGCCAAUCGUGUUAGUCGGACCGGACUUGAAGGAGAUCAAUCUUCACUGUUCUUUGAAUUUUGCCGGAUUCUCGAUGUUGUUCGCCGCAAAGCAGCAAGAAUGAGAAGAUAG
This is a messenger RNA of Eutrema salsugineum, 1668 nucleotides long. RefSeq names its product DNA (cytosine-5)-methyltransferase DRM1. Gene Ontology annotation, cellular component: nucleus. Gene Ontology annotation, molecular function: protein binding; DNA (cytosine-5-)-methyltransferase activity. The record is from RefSeq and is a predicted model, not a curated record. Lineage: Eukaryota; Viridiplantae; Streptophyta; Magnoliopsida; Brassicales; Brassicaceae.